AAGUGAGCAACAGCAUCAUAUAUUGGUUCAGGGUUCUUGAUUCACACUAGAGAGGGAGAGAGUGGCGAACUGGGUCAUCUAGUGACUUUACAAACCGGAAAACAAUAAUACCCUCUACUGAGAUUUUCAGAAAUUAAAUUUACUUUUCACCUAACCUUUUAACAACAUUUUACGCGAUGCAACACAAUGCAACUGAGCGUAUCGUAAUCGGAAAAAAGACACAUUUUAUAGAUACUUGCGUAAAUUUAUAUAAAGAAAACGUUAUAUAGAAAUAUCACAUAAGGAAGAAGUAACCUUCAAAACAUUUUGGAGUUAAAGAAAUAUAUAUUUUAUUGAAAAAAUGAAACAACUGUCGGAAGAGAGAACAAAGCUGGUACUUGAAAAAUUAACGAAAUACAUUGGCACCAAUGUAAAAAACUUAAUAGAUCGAUCGGAUGGGAUGUAUUGUUUCCGAGAAAAGAGUGAUAGAGUGUAUUAUGUAUCAGAGAAAGUUUUAUCAUUAGCAAAUAAUGUGGGACCCGAUCAAUUGCUGAGUUUCGGCACCUGCUUUGGUAAAUUUACAAAAUCUGGAAAAUUCAAGCUACACAUCACCGCAUUACACUAUCUAGCACCUUACGCACAACAUAAAAUUUGGUUGAAAUCUUCGGCGGAGCAACAAUUCUUAUAUGGACAUCAUGUUCAAAAAUCAGGACUUGCUCGUGUAACGGAAGGCACUUCGCAAUAUCAAGGCGUCGUUAUAUUCUCCAUGAAUGAUUUGCCACUGGGAUUUGGUGUUGCUGCGAAAAGUACGGCAGAUUGCAAGGAUGCAGAUCCUAUGGCGACGAUCUGUUUUCAUCAAGCAGACAUCGGAGAAUACAUUCGUUCGGAAGACACGUUAUUGUAACGUUAAAGAAUGUAUCUCCGUUUUCGAAAGUUUGCGCGUAAUUUAUCUACUUUGGUUCACGAACUACUUUGUAAAGUAUCUUGUAAUAUAGAUUUAUGUACGAGUCGCAAUACUUUUUGUAAUUAAAAAGAGACGUUGAAAACUUA
This is a messenger RNA of Ooceraea biroi (clonal raider ant), 1029 nucleotides long. Its product is annotated as 60S ribosome subunit biogenesis protein NIP7 homolog. Gene Ontology annotation, biological process: ribosome assembly. Gene Ontology annotation, cellular component: nucleus. The record is from RefSeq and is a predicted model, not a curated record. Gene Ontology annotation, molecular function: RNA binding. Lineage: Eukaryota; Metazoa; Arthropoda; Insecta; Hymenoptera; Formicidae.